AUGAAUCAAGUAAAUCAAAUACUACAUUCAACGAAGGAAUCGAACAAUGAAGCAGAAUCAGCUACUGAUGAUCAUCAUAAUGAUUCCUCAAUAGUUGAAACUAAAUUCAUGGAUACAAAUGAUCAAUCUUCAUCAGUUCUAUCACGUGUUGAAAAAAAAAGUUCUAUUAUGGAACAAGAUAUUGAUGGUUUAGAAUAUUCAUCCAAAGACGAUAGGACGAAACUGAAUAAAGAUCUUAAUGAUAUAUUUAUUAUGAAUCGUAAAAAAUCGAAAGCAGAUAUUAUCAUAAACAAUCAUGAUAAAAUAUAUUAUCAACCAUUUCGUAAAGAUUUUUAUACAGUUGUAUAUGAAAUAGCGCAUAUGAAAGAUCUCGAUGUUGAUACUUAUCGACAACACUUCAAUAGCAUUAAAUUAAUUGGUAAACUAUGUCCACGGUUUCUAAAAACUUGGUCACAAUGUAUAACAUCCGAUACAAUUUUAAAAUGUUUAAAAAAAUAUAAAUAUGAAAAACAAUCAUAUAUAAGCACUGUUAAUACCUUCAGUGUUGGAUUUUUUUCGAAAAAAGCCCUAAAACUCCAUGAAGACACGUUUGAAAAUUUUCGUUCCUAG
This is a messenger RNA of Rotaria sp. Silwood2, 609 nucleotides long. Lineage: Eukaryota; Metazoa; Rotifera; Eurotatoria; Philodinida; Philodinidae. The record is from the annotation of a GenBank genome assembly.